ACACUGGCACACUGUACAGGCUGCACUAAAUUCACCCUCACUUAUUUGAAAGACAUCCGAUUAAUGGAUGCAUAUGCUAAAUAUGCAAGACUUGACUGUGCACGGCUUGAUUAAUGCAUCCAAAAAGUGUUGCAAAACUUUCAGGACCAGACAGGGUGAGACGGUCAGACUGCAUGAUUUGCUACAUUGUAUGAUGGCAGCAUGCUACCGGCGGGGUGCAAGGGCUAUUUAAACGUUGCUCUCCCCCAUGCCCAAAGUCUGACAAGAUGCUACGACAACCGUUUAUGCCCGAGAAGUUCCGACUGAACGGAUGUUUUAAUAUGUGGCGAGAUUAUCUUCAACUCGGGGCAGUUGUAGAAAACCUCGGACAGACAGAGAGUGGGACACAGAGGAUAACAGGCCAUGCCUUCCAACAGCGCCUACCGGUGGUGGAUGUCGAACAGCCUGCUCCACCUGCCAAUAACCAGAAACGCUCAACAAGCAGUUCUGAGAACAGCGUAUGCAGCAGCAGCACCAAUCGGAACUCGCGGGACGGGUGUGGAUUUUGUCGACAGAACGGAGAAACUCCCGAUAUCUACCUCAGUCACAAACUGAAAGCGAGAGAUGGCAAGGUACUCUGUCCUAUUUUGAGGAGCUACGUGUGUCCUACCUGUGAGGCAACGGGGGAUAAAGCGCACACCCGUCGCUAUUGUCCCUACGCAACUGACUGAAGGUGAACUGUACCAAUUAACGUUAGCUGUCAGCGGACAGCAUUGUAUGUACAUAUGUUCUAAAUAGUUAUGUUGUU
This is a messenger RNA of Alosa alosa (allis shad), 787 nucleotides long. It is a transcript of the gene nanos2, whose product is annotated as nanos homolog 2. Gene Ontology annotation, molecular function: mRNA binding; zinc ion binding. The record is from RefSeq and is a predicted model, not a curated record. NCBI's taxonomy places the organism in Eukaryota, Metazoa, Chordata, Actinopteri, Clupeiformes, Clupeidae. The transcript has a single exon. Gene Ontology annotation, biological process: negative regulation of translation; oogenesis. The coding region runs from base 267 to 710 and encodes 147 amino acids. Gene Ontology annotation, cellular component: perinuclear region of cytoplasm.